Molecule: messenger RNA, 1077 nt
Organism: Suillus fuscotomentosus
Lineage: Eukaryota; Fungi; Basidiomycota; Agaricomycetes; Boletales; Suillaceae
Exons: 3
Coding region: 1-1077 (358 amino acids)
Source: RefSeq, a predicted model, not a curated record
AUGCGCUUCUUUUUAACUCUCAGUCUCAUACUCCCAUCCGUGCUCGCAGCACCUUUUAAAUUCCCCACCCACCACCAACAUUCACCCCCCUGCGUUAUCACAGGUGUCGCUUAUCUAAACCCUCGUCACGCCCUCGUCCUCCUUGGCAAACGAGAACCCGACCCUCCCACCAGAGACUCUGAGUGCGUUUUCCCCGAACUCUCACUCUUUUAUUUAUUUUAUUUUAUUUACAUUUCUAUGACGCUUUAUCACAUUGGAAUCUUUAACUUCCGACUCAGAGGUCCGGCAGAGAAUGACAGUGUGCUCGGCACAACCACUCCAGGAGGUGCUCCCUUAGCGUCCAGUGACCAGAAUGCCAGCUCUCCCACUGCUGCUAGUCCUUCGACAGCUCCUGCAACUACUACUUCACCUGCCCCAUCUCCUUCAGAGACUCAUGGAAGUACCACAGCUGGGCUCACGUCAACUGGUACUCUCGCCGGCAGCGACUCGGAUGCUCAUGGAACUUCGGCCAACACUGCGAGAAACCCUUCCUCUGAAAACGCAGCUUCCUUUGCGGAUUUGGAGAUAACACUAACACAGUCCGGCUCAUCUGCAUUUGACACACCAAUACCCCAAGAUAUGACAGCCGGCUUCUCCAGCCCUGUCAUGGACAGCAGCGUAUCCGACAGCUUUGGCGAUGUAUCUGGCACCGCAGGGGCGAAUGGCAUGACGAAGACAAGGGAAUUAGACCCACCGGUGCCGUUGACCUUGACGAGCGGAUUGGAUUAUGAUUGUGAGUACGGUGUGUAUCUCACAUUUACUGAUGUGCAUCGGGGGGUGGAAAAUUUAUCCUAUGGUACAGGUUACAUGUGUAAUGAAAGCGUUGUGACCCUAAGAGGUACUCGAUCUCCUUCAUUUCCAACUCUAACAGCCUACGCUCUCUUGCGAUCCACAGCACCAUCAUGGCACGCAUCUCUUCUCCCCAAAGUGGCGGCCGCGGGAACGGUACAAAUGGUUGUUCUGGGCGAUAGAGCUGUUGGCGCACGCGCACAUGCGCCAUCGCCCAUGUCGCGUAAAGAAUUUCCUAGAAUUUAUUAA